GUCCCUUUGGUUUCAUGGCAGUAUCCUACGUGUAUUUUGAGCGUGGUGAGUCAUAGGUCGUGUUUAUUUGGCUCAAAUCUGACGUUUCGUUUCUGGCACAAGAUCAAACUUGGAGUCCCUCCUCCUCCUACGCACUUCCUCACACCCAGUGGUAUAAGUCAGGGCAGCCCUGAGUCCAUGCACACCUUGAGGUCAAUCAGUGAGUUAAGGCUCACAGCUCAUCACAAAAUAAUAAAGUAGUAUGUAUUCAGAGCUUGAGUGCGGAAUUUGUUACCGGACCUACAACGCGGGUCGUCGGUGUCCCCGGGAGCUCCACUGUAAGCACAGCUUCUGUGAGAGCUGCCUCCUGGCUCUGUCCCGAACCCCGGGAGCCGCCGAGGCACAUCCAGGAGAUGACCGGUUCAUCGUCUGCCCGCUGUGCCGACAAACCACAUCCAUCUCAAGUGAGGGGGAGAUGAGAGCCGAGCUCAGGGUGGAUGAGUCCGUCCUGGAGCGGCUGCUGGCCGCGGGGGUCCUCGACGUAGAGGAGGAAGAGGAUGUCCACCCGGGGGUAGAACUGGACAGUCAAGUUCAAGACAGCUGUUAUGACGAGUUAGCGUCGCUUCCCGAGAUUCCUGCCGACGAGAGCGACUCCGCCGCGGGCUCCGGAGGUGGGAGGGUCCGGCGGUCUUGGAAGAAAGUUUGGAGGAAGAUUAGCGGGAAAAGCUCACGGCAGAGUCGUCGAGAAAGAAACUGUAUCACCAAUGAUGACCUGAGGCACUUUGCCAUGAUGUCCUGCUACAUGUUUUGAGCUGUCUACGGCCUCAGAUACCCUGGACAAUGUGACAAUAGUUCUUCCUCCCAACAAGGACUGUUGCUGCUGAUGCUGAUGACGAUGAUGAUGCUGAUGAUGUAACCUUGCUGAGAAGACACAAUGACAAUGAACAAGAUGAUUUGCUGUCUUUCCAGCUUUCUGACCACUUGUUUAACUGAGGAUCACUGUGUAGCUGUUUUGCUCAAAUGAGGAAAAAGAAAAAGGAAAGUCUGUGAGUUGUCAGAGGGGCCCACUUCAGGGCUACAUUAAUGUACAAAUGUAUUUGAUAUUUAUUCUUCUAAUUAAUGUAUUUAUUUUUUGACAUAUUUGUUACAUAUUUAAGGAAAAAUAAAUGAGUUCUGGUUUCAAUUGA
This is a messenger RNA of Seriola aureovittata, 1166 nucleotides long. Its product is annotated as E3 ubiquitin-protein ligase-like. The coding region runs from base 242 to 790 and encodes 182 amino acids. Gene Ontology annotation, molecular function: ubiquitin protein ligase activity. The transcript is spliced from 2 exons. Lineage: Eukaryota; Metazoa; Chordata; Actinopteri; Carangiformes; Carangidae. The record is from RefSeq and is a predicted model, not a curated record. Gene Ontology annotation, biological process: protein ubiquitination.